AUGCAGCGCGGAUUAGGAAUGCAACCGACGGUCGUGCUCUUGAAAGAGGGCACGGACAGCUCGCAAGGAAAAGGACAGCUGCUGUCCAACAUCUCCGCCUGCCUCGCGAUCGCCGACACAUUAUCAUCCACCCUCGGCCCGCGCGGAAUGGACAAGCUGAUUGUAAACGAGCGCGGCCAGGCACAGAUCACCAACGACGGCGCGACCAUCCUCAAGCUGCUCGACAUCGUGCACCCCGCCGCGCGUACUCUUGUGGAUAUUGCUCGCGCGCAAGAUGCCGAAGUCGGUGAUGGCACGACGAGUGUGGUACUGCUGGCGGCGCAGUUGCUGAAGGAGAUUAGGCAGUAUGUCGAGGAGGAUGUCAGCCCACAUAUCAUCAUGAAGGGCUUCCGCCAGGCUGCCCAGCUCUCUAUCGACCGCAUCAAGGAGAUCCAGGUCACAGUAGACCGCUCCGAUCCCGAAAAAUUCCGCUCUUUGCUGCUCAAGUGUGCCUCGACAUCAAUGUCUUCCAAACUGAUCCACUCCGAAAAGCCCUUCUUCUCCAAGAUGGUCGUCGACGCCGUCUCCUCUCUCGACCAGGACGACCUCGACGAGUCGCUCAUCGGCGUCAAGAAGAUCCCGGGUGGCGGCAUGCAAGACUCCCAGCUUGUCCAAGGCGUAGCCUUCAAAAAGACUUUCACAUACGCCGGCGCAGAGCAACAGCCCAAGUCCUUCGCCGACCCUCUCAUCCUCUCGCUGAACGUCGAGCUCGAAUUGAAAGCGGAGAAGGACAACGCCGAAGUCCGCGUAGAUGCCGUGGCGGACUACCAGGCGAUCGUGGACGCCGAAUGGGAGAUCAUUUACCGCAAGUUACGCGAGAUCGAGGCGACGGGCGCGAAGAUCGUCCUGUCCAAACUCCCCAUCGGUGAUCUCGCCACCCAAUGGUUCUCCGACCGCGACAUCUUCUGCGCUGGCCGUGUCACGGCCGGUGACCUCCGCCGCGUCGUUCAAGCCGUCGGCGGAUCCGUGCAGAGCACCACCUCGGACAUCAAGCGCGAGCACCUUGGCACGUGCGCGAAGUUCGAGGAGCGCCAGGUCGGUGGGGAGAGGUACAAUGUCUUCGAGGGCUGCCCCAAGGCCAAGACGUGUACCCUUCUGCUCCGCGGCGGUGCGGACCAGUUUAUCGAGGAAGUCGAGCGCUCCCUGCACGACGCGAUCAUGGUCGUCAAGCGCGCGGUCAAAUCCGGUGAAGUCGUCGCCGGCGGCGGCGCCAUCGAGAUGGACCUCUCCUCAUACAUCCGCAAACAUGCGCUGUCGAUCCCAGGCAAGCUCCAGCUCGUCCAGCUGGCGUUCGCGAAAGCGCUCGAGAUAAUCCCGCGCCAGAUCUGCGACAACGCUGGCUUGGACUCGACCGAUAUCUUGAACAGGUUGAGGCAGAGGCAUGAUAAGGGUGAGCGGUGGGCGGGUGUGGAUGUGGAUGGACCGGAGGGCGUGCGCGAUAACCUCGAGGCGUUCGUUUGGGAGCCGAGUCUUGUCAAGGUCAACGCGAUCAGCUCGGCGGUUGAGGCUGCGUGCUUGAUCAUCUCCGUUGACGAGACGGUGCGCAACCCGCAGAGCGAGCAGUCUGGUCCUGGACCGAAAGCACCACCGGGAACUGCCGGUCGCGCGUUGAGAGGCCGUGGACGCGGUGCGGCUGUAACUGCGUUGAUAGGGCACUCUGGAAGACAGUACGGCAGCGUCAGGACUUUGGAUCAGGCGACCGAGCGGGAGACUCGUUGCAAUGGCAACGCCUUUCCCGAUUGGGCACCAGGGACGGCUUAG
This is a messenger RNA of Peniophora sp. CBMAI 1063, 1800 nucleotides long. The record is from the annotation of a GenBank genome assembly. NCBI's taxonomy places the organism in Eukaryota, Fungi, Basidiomycota, Agaricomycetes, Russulales, Peniophoraceae.